This is a messenger RNA of Corticium candelabrum, 3101 nucleotides long. RefSeq names its product VPS35 endosomal protein-sorting factor-like. Gene Ontology annotation, biological process: endocytic recycling. The transcript has 38 exons. NCBI's taxonomy places the organism in Eukaryota, Metazoa, Porifera, Homoscleromorpha, Homosclerophorida, Plakinidae. Gene Ontology annotation, cellular component: endosome. Bases 12 to 2924 code for a protein of 970 amino acids. The record is from RefSeq and is a predicted model, not a curated record.
CAAUCCAGAAGAUGGCUACCUACGAAUGGAUUUCCAGAAAGCGAAACUACGACGCAGAACGCAAGAAAUACGGCGUCGUACCUCAACAGUGUGCAAAACAUCCUCUACAGCCACAGGUUGUGGAAGAAAAGAAGUUGGAGCCUGUCAAACCGACGGCGAAAGCCGCUGGCACGACGGCCGGUAGCGUUGGCGGUGGUUCAGACUUGAUGGACCCUCUCAGUUCGAGUUCCGACCCUCUGAGCAUCGAUUUGGAUCCUUUGUCGCUAGCCGCUGCCACGUCUCGAAAUGUGGACAAGGAUUUUGCACCAACAAUGCAAGGCUCAAUGGAUGACUCGUUCGAGCCAUGGCGUGCCAAGAAAGCCAACAUCCUAAGCAAAUACACAACAUCUGAAAAGCUGUCGAUCACAACUAGUUUUUUGAGUGACGAAGACAAGGAGAAAGUUAUCGUGAAAACUCAGAAAACGGUGACCGUCAGUGACAAGGUCAAGAACAGGCUCGAACAGCUGGAUGAUUUUGAGGAGGGCUCUGUGAGGGAAAUGCUCGAUCUCGAUCAGCAACAAUACGUAAAGCGUAUCGAAGAGCUCAAUCAGGCAUUAGAGACAGCCUGGGAAAGCGACCAGAGAGUGAAAUCUCUGAAAAUUGCCAUACAGUGUGCGAAGCUUCUUGCUGACGUUUCGGUCAUUCAGUUUUAUCCUAGCAAGUUUGUCCUCAUCACCGACAUCUUGGAUUGCUUCGGUCGCCUCGUGUAUCAACGUAUCAGACAGAAGGCGACAUACCAACCACCCGGUUCACAAAAACCGGUCACUCUGCCAGAGUCGUUCACACCCGACAUGGUGCCUGACACUGCGAAGGAAACGUGUAGAAACUGGUUUUUCAAGAUCGCUUCCAUUCGAGAACUCAUUCCCAGAUUCUUUGUUGAAUCUGCUAUUCUGAAAUGUUACAACUACUUGCCUGGAAGUGAGUACAAAGCUGCGUUGCUUCGAUUGGCUCAUAUGAUUCGAGGAAUAGGCAACCCAUUGGUUGCUACGUAUGCUCGAUGCUACUUGUGCCGGGUCGGUGUGCUGGUGGCACCCGAGGUGAAAGACCACCUUGAAUACUGUUUCACAGACUUCGGCUCAACAUACAAACAGUGUGACGAAGAAAGUGUUCAGAACUCACUCGUUCUUCAGCAUGUCGAGAUGGUCACUUACUUGAAUCUCUAUGUACCUGCACUGGACUGGAUCCUGCAGUGCAUGGCUCAUCGGUCAUCGGAGAGGGUGCUCGCUGGGGUGUUGGACAGAUGUGAGCAACAAUGCAAAAGCGGCUUGGUUUUGAACGCCAUUAUGUCAUCUUUCAACCCUCAGUUUGUAUCGGCAAGAGCUACGCAGUUUUGUGAGUUGAUCAAGGAGUGCGAAGAAACGGGAUUUCCCAAGUGUGAACUGUAUAAGGCUCUUGGAAUGAAUGUUGUGCUGAGCGACCCGCCAGCCGACUGCAGACUGACACUACUGAACGACGUGUGGAAGACUGUUACGAAACUGAAGAAUCCUGCGGAUUACAUCAUGUGUGCUGAAGUGUGGGUGGAAUUUCCUGCGAAACAUUUUGGGAAGCGCGAGGUGAACACUCUGCUCGGCGACAUCAUCAAACACAUGACACCCGAUCGAGCAUUCCAAGACUACUACCCACAACUGCAGUCAGUUGUCGUGAAGGUGUUAUCACACAUGCAUGAUUUCUCAACCGUCUUUGCUAUGGACAAGUUUCUUCCAUUUAUUGACAUGUUUCAGAAGGAGGCUGUACGCGUGGAAAUGUGUAGAAACAUUGUGGAAGCGUUUGUCACCCAUCAACGUGAGCUGACGAACGAUCCGGUUGUUAUCAACUCGAUUAUGUCAAUUUGCAAGAUCAUGCACGACUUUGUCAAUGCAUUGACUCUCACCGACGAUCGACGGCAGAUCUCCAGUCUAAUCAUCGGUUUUAUGAGACGAAUUCAUUUCGGGCAAGACUUUGAGCAGCAGCUGACGUUUUGCGUCGACGCUCGAAGCUCGUUCUGCAACCUGGAACCGGCCUUGAUCUUUCUAGUACAUAUGGUAAACCGACUAGCAGUGGACACCAACCGGGUGGUGAGAGGCAAUCAUACUCGCAAGACUGCGGCUUUCGUUCGUGCUUGUUUCGCAUACACAUACAUCACCAUCCCGUCUAUUCCGAGUAUAUUCAGUCGUCUUCAGUUGUACCUUGUCUCUGCUCAAGUAGCAAUCAUCAAUCAAGCACUCACUCAAGGCGACGCUUUCUUGAAAGCGGCAACUACUUGUGUUGCAGAGGUUCCGAGGGUACUCGAUGAUGAUGGUAAGAGCAAGGCGACCGAGGGUAUUCUGGUUAGCUACAUAAGACACUUUGUGUCGAGCCUGCUCGUUGUCCCGGAUCAUCCCGAUCAUGGUGUGGCAUACAUUCUAAAGGGUCUCAUGAAUGUUUUGGAGGAGUAUGUUUGGGAUAGUGGUGAUUCUAAGGCUGAGAUUUAUAUGAAUGUUAUUGUUCUGCUUUCGGCAUUGAGUCAGGAGGUAUACAUGCAUAGUGUACAGAAUGUUGACUUGAACGACAGUUUAUAUGGUGGAGAUAGCAAGUAUGUGGCAGAGCUUUCAAAGAUUGCAGACAUUCUUAUCACCAAGGUCUUGGAGCACCUGCAUAAUUUGUCAACAGGCAGUGGCGAAAACAAGAAGAGACAAUCUGCUCUUGCACUCGAAUUCUUUAGCAGGCUUGUCAGUCAUGCUGAUGUCAGUCACCCUAGGAUGGCAGAACUCGCACAAAAUCUCUGGAAUCUAGUACAAAAGCACGGCCUGGCGGACACCAGCUUGAUGGUGCGAGCUGUUCAACACGUGAAACAGAGAGCAUGCGAGAAGGGAGGAGACGCAUUUGCCAGACUCGCACAGAAAAUGUCGCUUCAAUCGAGAACUUAGUAAACGCGAUCAAACACGCUUUUUCUUGGGUUUAUUGGAAGGGAAUUGGGUUUGUAUUGAAGUCUGCAAUUGUCAUACCUCUCAUUAAUUAAGCUAGAAAACCCUGUUACAUUGUCAACCCUAUCAAUACUGAUGCAUACGCCACUAAAAUAUCAAAAUGCAAAUACUAUACAGUGA